This is a messenger RNA of Cylicostephanus goldi, 327 nucleotides long. NCBI's taxonomy places the organism in Eukaryota, Metazoa, Nematoda, Chromadorea, Rhabditida, Strongylidae. The record is from the annotation of a GenBank genome assembly.
AUGCUCGACAGUGGCGAGUACGAAAAGUGGACAGCCAUGGAACCCAUAUACGUGUACCGUGAAAUUCGUGUGCCCGCCGUUAGUAACGAGACGUUCUGUCUUUAUAAGACUGUGGAGCAAUUAAUUCCCGAGGAUUACAUGAUAGCCUUGGCUCCACUGGUAUUAUGGAUGGCCGUGGUGAUCUAUGGCACAUUCAAUCCCACCUCUGUGCUUUCUUCUCUGAGUCUUCGCACUUCCUUCAAAGAAUUAACAAUGGAACGUCAUUCACAGCUAGAUGUUUUGGACGUAUUUCGAGUCAUAGCGAUAUUCUGGGUGAUGAUCAAUCAC